CUUCAUCUCCCUUUUCCUUCUCCCUGCUCCAAUCUUAGUUCUUUACAAAGGUGAUUAUGUCUUCUUCUUCCCAAUCCGCCGAUGAGCUUGCCAGCGAAGGUCGGGGGUAUGCGGAUGAUGCAGUAGAGUCAUCGUUGUCCGUAGGAUCGUCUAUUCUAGGAUCAGAAGACGAUAAGGAUCGUCUUGAAAAUGUUUCCGAUGAGGUAGUCUUGAAUGUCGAUAACUCAUUGGAAUGGUCCGGAAUCAACCCUCCCCCUCCUGUAAAGGGAUACGAGUGGGCUCCUCAUGAGGUUGGUUGUUACUCCUAAUACUUCACCACUAGCAAAUCUAUAACUUUAUUAGUCGAACGGGUAGAUCUAUUAACUAACCUUAGGGAUGCUGAAUUUAUCUCUUUAGUAGUGUGUAGACCUAACAAACGGGCUUGCCAUGGUCGUGAAGGUUAUAACUUAGAUUUCUUCUAUGUUUACACCACCUUUUUUCGCGACCUAGGUGUCCGUCUUCCUUUUUCCGAGUUUCAAAUGGGUGUUUUACGAGAACUAAAUGUCUGCCCCUCCCAACUUCACCCCAACGGGUGGGCUUUUAUGCAAGCCUUUUGUGUUGUUUGCACCGCUCUUAUUUUAACUCCCACCCCCGCCUCCUUUUUUUUUUCGUGCUCUUCCCCAUCCAAAUAAGUCUUGGAUAUCGUUAACCCCUGUAAAGGAUAAAUAGUUAUUCACCUCAUUCAACACAUCGUAUAAAGAUUUCAAAACUAAUUUCUUCAAAGUUGCCAUACGAGAGCCCAGUCGGUCAAAAUUUUGCUUUGACGAUGGCCAGCCGAAAUUUCCAUUCUACUAGACUAAAAACCCUAACAAGGUGAUUUCCUAGGCCAAGACUGACAUGACUCCAGCAGAACUAGACAUUAUCUGUCAGAUUGAUCAGCUACCCAGCCGAACCUCCUCUCGCCAGCUCAUCGGUCUACUUGGGUCAGACACUCUACGCGCUAGAGUGUUUGACAUAUUCGGCGGAAUGGAGAAACAUCAAGCAUUCAUGCGCAUGAUGGCUCGCAAGAAGAACCUAGAGAAAUCGGGUGAGGGCACCUCGUCUCCUUCGUGGAUCGUCGCUCACAAAACUCCCACCCAAAGUAUGAAUCCCGCACUACAGAUUUCUGACACUGAAAAGCCCCUGUCUGCUCCCGUUAAAGCUUCAAGUGUUAACGCUCCGGCGAAUGACUCGAAAAAGAAACUCCCGCGUGACAAGGGUACUCCAAUGAACAAGAAAAGGAAAAUCACCGGUCCUGUCCUUUUUGGCCCUCUUGAUCCCCUUAUACAUGUCGCAGAGCGGCUACAAUAUAACCCCACUCCCGAAGAAAAAAUACCCUUCAAGCGGAUGUCCCCUGGAGAAGCAUCAGACAUGGCCUACGAGCUUAUAGCCCGGGCUAGCGUCUGCAUGAACUAUGCUGCUGGUUCCACCAAGUCUCUGCUUACUGAAGAAUUGGAUACCGUUCGUCAAGACUUGGAAGCUAGUCAAAAGAAAAAUGCUGAGCUGACUCGUCAUCUCGAAGAAAUUAUGAAGAUUGCUGAAGACAACCGUGCCAAGGUUGCAUCCGCGCUAACCCAAGCUCAAGAUGACCUCCGUCAGCUCAAACGAACUAGCGAUGAUUUGAAGCUAGAUUUCCAGAAGGCCACCUCCCAGAAUCAAGCUUUAAUGAAGGAAAGGGACGCUCUUGUGGCCGUUCGGGAUAAGCUGACUACCGAAAACUUGUCCUUGGGGGAUGAUAUUUGCAACGAACGUCUUACAGGUUUCGAGCAGGGUAUUGCCCAAUGUCGUUAUUUCUUUGGGACUCCAUUGAGUCAUGAUGGAUUUGACAUUAUGAAGAUCGUGGUUAAUGGUCAACUGUUAUCCCUAUCAACUCUAGAUGAAGAUGAAGCUGCUGCAAUUGCUAACGCCUCACCUUCGGGCGCCCAAGCCAUCGCCGAAGUGCUCUUUGUAACAACAUUGUAACUAUUCUAAUUCUUUAAAGACUGUAUCCAAGACAGUCAUGCUAUUUUGCUUAUUGCACUAAUGCUCUGAUCAUGAUUCUGCCCCCUUUUCCUCA
Messenger RNA from Vigna angularis (adzuki bean), 2074 nucleotides. RefSeq lists its product as uncharacterized. The record is from RefSeq and is a predicted model, not a curated record. The coding region runs from base 877 to 1980 and encodes 367 amino acids. The transcript is spliced from 2 exons. Lineage: Eukaryota; Viridiplantae; Streptophyta; Magnoliopsida; Fabales; Fabaceae.